Messenger RNA from Tyto alba (common barn owl), 1703 nucleotides. Its product is annotated as translation initiation factor IF-2-like. Lineage: Eukaryota; Metazoa; Chordata; Aves; Strigiformes; Tytonidae. Bases 1 to 1278 code for a protein of 425 amino acids. The transcript is spliced from 3 exons. The record is from RefSeq and is a predicted model, not a curated record.
AUGCUGACCAGUGUCGAGGGGAUUACGCAAGGCAGCCUGCUCCUCAUCUGCAUACACUUACAAGCUGGGUAUUCCCCACAUUUCCUAACGGCGUGUCACCGACAAAGGCCUGUCCCCUGCCCCGGCCCCCUCCUGCGCCGGCUCAGCGGAGCGCCGGGCCGGGCCGGGGGGAAGGAAGGGCCGCCGGCCCGCGGUGCCCCGGGGACCGCCGGCGCCCGGAGCCGCCGCCACAGAGGUGACUUACCGGUCUGGCGGUUUUACAGCCCCGCCGGCGCCCUCCCCCGCGCCUCCCGCCGCCCGCCCUCCAUUUACCCCUGCAACCCCAGGGCCGGCUGUUCGGGCGGCACUCGGCGGCCCCCCCACCCCCAACCGCUCGGCCGGGCGCCCUCUCCGCCGCGGCCCGAGACCCGCCGCCCCGCCGCCGGCCGCCCCCCGCCGGCGGCUCGGCGCGGCUGUCAGCUGGUGCCGGUGACAGGGGACCGGCGGCGGGCGGGCGGCGGGCGGGGAGGAGGGGGGCUGCCCGCAGCAGCCGCUGCCGCUCACCUGGAAAGUCACCGCGGAGGAAGGAGGGGAAGCCCUCCCGGUGCCCUUGGUGCGGCGGCUGCUGCUGCUGCUGCUGAUCCCGCCGGGCGCUCGUGUCGCUCCUUGGCUAAGGGCUCGCCCGGAGUGAGGUGGCUGGCGGUGCUUCUUUAUAUAUAUAAAGACAGACAGCGAUAUUCCAGCGGCCGAGGGGCGCCCGUUUCACGCAUUUCUCUUAAGCCUCUCGCCCACCCGGCGCCGCGGCGAAGCGCCUUCCCCGAGAGCGGCCCGCGCCACCGGGAGGACAGACAAACGGACGGUGCCGGCCGGAGCUGCGGAGCGGCCGGCGCAGACACCUCACGCCGGCUAACGGCCGCCCGGGGCUCACGCCCCCGCUUCCCCCCGCCGCUGACGGAUCCGCCCGCAGCCAAUGAGCGUCCGCAACGUCCGGUGGCGGGGCGGGCUCGGCGGAGGGGCCGGUCUCCCUCAGCAGCCCCCGUCGGCCCCGGAGCCGGCCCGCCCCGGGGGCAGGGGCGCCGCGGGGGGGGACACACGGGACACCCUCCCGGCGAGGCGGUGCCUGCGCUCCCCGGGAGCGUCCCGGCGCUCUCCCGCGGCCGCCAGCCCCACCGCCGGCGGCUGUCACGGAACCCGGCCCGUGUCCGGCGUCGACAGCCGGCCCUAGGUCCCGCUGCUAAGCUCGGCUUUGAGUUCGCUCGACCCGGGCGAGGGUGCGGGAGCGGCCUUUGUCUGUCUUAGGUUUGCCACGGAAGGUUGCCCUCGGGUGGUUCCCGCGGUUCGGGCCCUCCCCGCUGGCUUCGCCGGGCUCGGCUUCGCUGCCGCGCUGGGUCUGGGGAAGCGGGUCUGCAUUUCGUCGUCAGAGCAAAAUAGUUUUCUGCUGGGGAAGCCAUGCGACCGCAUGCGGAGGCUGCCGUGAGGUGACUGGAAGGGAUGCCGGCUCGCAGCGCUGUCACCAUGACGUGGGAAGUCGUACCAGCACCUGAGAUUAUUGCUUUGAUUCACAUCCCCCCCCCCCCCCCCCCCCCCCCAAAAAAAAAAAAAAAAAGCCAAAACAAAACAAAAAACGUCAUGGAUUAAAAGGGAAGGGUGUACACAUAAAUCCAGAAAGCGGUCGUUCUUACGGCAGGUGCUGGAGCAAAUAAAAGCAUUAUUUCAUGGUUUAA